Messenger RNA from Gastrolobium bilobum, 1383 nucleotides. Its product is annotated as GDSL esterase/lipase At5g45950. The transcript has 5 exons. The record is from RefSeq and is a predicted model, not a curated record. Gene Ontology annotation, molecular function: hydrolase activity, acting on ester bonds. Bases 74 to 1159 code for a protein of 361 amino acids. NCBI's taxonomy places the organism in Eukaryota, Viridiplantae, Streptophyta, Magnoliopsida, Fabales, Fabaceae.
GGAAGGUGGUACUUCAAUUCUGAGAUCCCUGCUUGGUCUUUUGUGUUUGUUAGUUCCAAGCCUUAAGAUAUCAAUGGAGUUAAUGGUACUGAAAGCCAUGCUGGCACUGGCCAUAAUGCCAUGGUAUUCACUUGCUCUGGACAUUCAACUAGUGAGGCAUUUAGCAGCUCAGAGUAAUGUGACUUGCAUCUUAGUUUUUGGAGAUUCAAGUGUUGAUCCAGGUAACAACAAUGUUCUUCACACCCAAGUUAAAAGCAACUUUCUCCCUUAUGGGAAGGACUUCUUUAACAGCCGCCCAACAGGAAGGUUUAGUAAUGGCAGACUUGGCACAGACUUCAUUGCUGAAGCACUGGGGUACAGAAAAAUAAUUCCUGCAUUUCUUGACCCAAAUUUGAAGCUGGAAGAUCUGCCAUAUGGUGUUAGUUUUGCAUCAGCGGCUACAGGUUAUGAUGAUUAUACUGCUAAUGUUUCGAGUGUUCUGCCUGUUUCCAAACAGCUUGAGUAUUUUGAGCAUUAUAAGAUCCGCAUGAGGAAGUUGGUGGGUGAAGAAAGGGCAGAAUUCAUUAUAAGGAAUGCCUUGUACGUUGUUAGUAUGGGUACAAAUGACUUCUUGCAAAACUAUUUCUUAGAACCUACUCGCCCUAGCCAAUUCAGCUUGGAAAAUUUUCAGAAUUUCUUGCUCUCCCGCAUGUCUAAGGACAUUAAGAUGAUGCAUCGGCUGGGAGCCAGAAGGUUGGUCGUUGUAGGGGUCCUACCUAUGGGGUGCGUUCCCAUUACCAAGACCUUAAAUAACCAGCAAAGCUGUGUCAGAAGUUUUAACAACGUUGCUUACACAUUCAAUGCAAAGUUAUUACAGCAACUGGUUAUCUUGAAGGCAAAAUUAUUGGGUUUAAAGACUGUUUAUGUUGAUAUUUAUGAUAUGAUCCAAAGGGCAGUGCUGAACCCUAAAAAAUACGGUUUUCUGGAAGGCUCAAAGGGAUGUUGUGGGACAGGAACAAUAGAAUAUGGGAAUUCAUGCAGAGGGUUGAGUACUUGUUCAGAUCCAGACAAAUACGUAUUCUGGGAUGCUAUUCAUCCAACACAGAAGAUGUACAAGAUUAUAGCUGAUGUGGCCAUCGAAUCAAUUGCUAAAGAACUAUUUGACAGCACAGCCAACUAAAUAUAUGAUGGCUAUAUAUAUAUAUAUAGCAGCAUUUCUUUGUAUGAAUAUUUAGUAUAUCAACAUGUGAAAUUGAUUGCAAUAUAGUCGUUAGGUAAAAUUUCAUGCAUGUUAGCCCCACUUGGAGAAAGUUGGUUCAGGUUAUUUAGUGAACUAGUAUGGAAUUUCACUUAAUAACAAAAGAAUUAAUGUAUUGGAAAGGAAGUUUCAAAUAUAUAUGUAUU